Messenger RNA from Phalacrocorax carbo (great cormorant), 5206 nucleotides. NCBI's taxonomy places the organism in Eukaryota, Metazoa, Chordata, Aves, Suliformes, Phalacrocoracidae. The record is from RefSeq and is a predicted model, not a curated record.
UUAGGGCGGCGACUUCCGUGCUUGGUCUUGAGCACGGCGGGAACGAGUCACUUGCGGGCGGAGCAGCGAUGAGGUUGCUAUUUGGGCUGAGGUUCCUGUUCUUUGGCUUCUUUCUAGCACACAUCCACUGUGAAGAAGUGUUUGGCAUCGUGGGAGAAAAUUUUACUUUUCCAGUAAAAAUAGACCAAAAAAUAGAGGAAAUUAUUUGGACAAAAAACAAGGAUAAAGUGGCUGAAUGGGACCGGCUGACUGAAGUGACAUAUUUUAAUUCGCUGCUUAACAGAAGCUUGCUUAACAAGGAGAAUGGGUGCUUGACUGUAUUUAACUUGCAGGACAAUGAUGCUGGCACAUACAAGUUAGACUACGUGGAUUCUCAGGAAAAAAAUUCUGUCUUAACCUUCAUACUUACUGUGUUAGCUACCCCUUCAAAACCUGAAAUAAGUUGCAACAUCAGUGGUGGUAACAUUGUGUUAAGAUGUGCAGCUGAUUUCCCGAAGCCUCUGAAUUACGCUUGGAAGUUCAGUAGCAAACGAAUCACCCGUCAGACUCAGGAAGUUUUUAUCCCUAAGAAGGAUGUUGAUGCUUCUGAGAAAGCUUCAUGUUUCAUUAAAUUCUCUCAAACGGAGAAGAGCUCUGAAAUCUCUUUGACUCAAUGCUUUCCAGAUGAAAAAGCAGACAGCUAUCAUGACAGAGGCAGAUAUGGUCUUAUUGUGAUUCCUGUCGUAAUUUUUGCAGCAAUACUAGGAUACGUAUACAAAAAAGCUAGAACUAAAAGUGGAACACAAAGAGCUGCUCAGAAGAACAGUCCAGCGUGUAGCUCAGGGGAACAUCAGCCACUUUGCUCUAUGGAUGGUGAGGACCAGUCUAACUCAAGAGACAAAGAAUUGAACAAGGAGGACAGUGACCUGAAAGACAAGCAGAAGGUUAACAAUGGUGUAAAUCAGGAAGAGCUCUCUACCAAGCAGAAGAGCACCCCAAUGUCCAACUGUGCAGUUGACCGUGGUGUAACUGAGGGAGACACCUCUAAGAAGGAGAACAACAGCUCGCCGGCCAACCAUCCAGGUGACUAUGGUGUAAAUGAGAGAGGGUCUGGAAAGGAGCACGAGGACAGUGUGGAUCCAGAUAUGGAGGAGAGAGGGGGAGUAUUGCCUGUUGUCUUGGCAGAAGUGAUCCAGGCAGCAGAAAGUGGAAACGGGGAGCACCUGAGCAACUCUCCCAGCUCCAGUAAAGAAGAACUUAAAUCACAACCGAAUAAUUGCUUUGUGGGCGAAACAAUGACAGAAGAGAAGAAGUAGAAUUCAAUGGUGAAGGAGCUGCUAUCUUUUGUCAUGGACGUUUUCCACCAGCACUGAAGUCACCCAUAAAGAAGCACUUUGAAGGCUAGCUGAGCUGGUUCCAGUGCCUGUUUUUCUUUUCCCAGAAGGAACAGCCUCCUGAUAAAGAGGCUAAAUCAUGGACAAAAUCCUUUGUAUUUGUUUUGUAUCCAGUUUUAACAAAGAGCGCUCCACUAACCCAAAACGUAAGAGCUGAGGCCUUUUUUGUAAUUUGUAUUUAGAGAUUAACAAAGUCAUAUCCACUUGCAUGAAUGUGGAUAAAUCAAAAAUAAUCAGCUUUCUCUGCAGUUUUGGAUCAGUACCUUCUUACAGUCAGAAGAAAGAUGGUACAUCCUUCAGCAGUUCCAAAUGGGUGGAAGUUUGCAUUUUCUAGUCUCAGUUCUCCAGCAGGAGCUCAGUGCUCCAGAUAAAUAUUCUCCAAGAUAGCGAUUUCCUGGGGUUGGCAGAAGACUAGCUGAUCAUCUCCUAAUGGUCGUUGACUGUGAUAAAGCUGCCACUCAGCUUAUUGUUUUAUUGGAACAAAGCAGCUGCUAUUAGUAGAUUUUGGGGCUUUUUCCCCAAACUUUUGAUAUUUUUUGCACUUUUAGGGUGGUUCCUAGCUUCUGCUUCACAUUAUUCUAACAGAAUGUCAACCUACCCAUUUCUGAAGAAUAACAUGCUUUUAGGUUGCUUGUGACUGGAAAGAAAGCCUGUAAACUUGAACUCCUAUAUAUACACUGAAGCCCAAAAAGAAUCGAAGAGAAAGGAAUACUAUGUAUUAAUGUUUUCAAAACAUCAAGCUAUAGAGUGUGUUUCAUGACUCCUGCAUGCUGGUUGUUCAUGACACCUGAAAGCCAUUUCAGUUGAUUUUGAACUUAGUAUGUGUAAAGAAUUAUGAGGGUUUGACAAAGAUAACCAAAAAUCAGAAACUCCCCCUCCAUCUUCCCUCUUGUUUCAACUUAUUCCCAUUAUCUCUUGUUCUUCCACCAGGCACUACUGUGAACAAUCUGUCUCCGUCUUCUCAGUGAUCAGCUUGUAGGUAUGGGAAGGCUGCUGUUAGGUACCCUCCCAAAGGCUACUCUUCCCCAGUGUAAAGGACGAGCCCCAAGUGGCUGUACUGAGAACAGUGUCUGUCAGAGUGUGAACUGUGCUCCAGCCACAGACCACACUGGGGGCACUCUGCUGAACUUGCACAAAUUUAUCAGCACUCUUCCAGCACUGGAUGGGCCAAACUAGAUAUAAUACUCUACAUGUCAUCUAACAAGUGCCAAGUAAUAGAAAAUAACCACUUCCUUCAGUGUACUGGCUUAAGCACUCCUUAAAACAGCCUAGGAUGCUAUCACCUGCCUUUGCUGCCUGGGAACACCAUUGACCAGUCACCAUCUUUCUCCUGUGAGCAGAAAGACGUUCAGUUUUCAGUCCACCUCACUGUCUGCUCAUCUAGCCUAUACUUCAUUAGCAUCAUAUAUCACUAAAUCAAUUCCCUGUUCAGCAACCGGCCCACAUGCUCCUCGUUUAUUCUUUUACAGACACCCUAGCAGCAGGAGCUACUCUCAUUGUCCUGGUUAUCCCGUAGUGGUUUCAAGCCUCCCUGAGCCUUGGCUUUGUGACACCAUCCUUACCUGUCUGGGCAGUGUUCCUGAAUUAAUACGCUGUAGCCUGUCCCUGCCUCCACAUCUAGUAUAAGCAGUUUUUGCAUGGGAGCUAUGUCAGGAGUUCCCUUCUUAGCCAAGCUCACCUUCUGAUUUGCCUGCUGUUUUCCUGACUAUGGAGAUGGCCUGUGCUCAUGCCUGGAGAAAGUCCUCCUUAAAGGUCUUGAGCUCUUUGGAACUGUCUCCCAUGAGAUCCUGCCUAUCAUCUUCCUGAAAAAGCAGAAAUUUGCUCUCUGAAAGCACAGCACCUCUACUCUGAUGCUUACCUUCCUCACUCUGCUUGGGAUCUGGAGCUGUUUCUUGGUUACUACAGCCCAGGCAGCCAUUUGUGACCACAUCCUUCCCAGCUAGUGUGUGGCAGAUAAAGCUGCACAUCAGCCAUUGCUGGUGUAUGAAGAAGUUGUCCCUGAUGCUGCCCAGAAAUCCUCCUGACUGCAUGAAUUCCAGCAGGUGUCAGAAGUGUCCCCAUAUGCAUCAGAGUCUGAGAGUCAGGCACUUCCUUGAGCUGUUUUGAGAAGCCUUUACCUCCUUCCUCACCCUGAUCUCGUGGCCUGUAGCCUGCUCUAAUUGUGUCGUCAUCCCUACUGGCCUUUCCUGGGAUCCUGACCCACAAGCUCUCAGCCAGCCUGUCACCUGCUUUGUAUCAGAGCUCCAUACAUUCAAGCUGCUUUUCCACAGAGAGGGCAGCGUCUCUUCUCCUCUCUCCAUGACUUUCCUGUAGAGCUCCUAUGCAUCCACUGCAUUGCUCCAGUCAUGCAAGCUGUCUCACCAUAUCUCUGUUAUUCCAAGAAUGUUCAUAGAAUCAUUAAGGCUGGAAAAGACCUUUAAGAUCAAGUCCAACCGUCAACCCAACACCACCAUGCCUCCUAUACCAUGCCCUGAAGUGCCAUGUCUGCGUGUUUUUUGAACACCUCCAAGGAUGGUGGCUUUACUACCUCUCUGAGCAGCCUGUUCCAAUGACUGACCACUCUUUCAAUAAAGACAUUUUUCCUAAUAUCCAAUCUAAACCUCCUUUGAUGUAGCUUGAGGCGAUUUCCUCUUGUCCUAUCACUAGUUACUUGGGAGAAGAGACCAACACCCACCUCGCUACAACCUCAUUUCAGGUAGCUGUAGAGAGCAAUAAAGUCUCCUUUCAGCCUCCUCCAGGCUAAACAACCUUUCCUCAUAAGACUUGCUCUUCAGACCCUUCACCAGCUUUGCUGCUCUUCUCUGGACAUGCUCCAGCACCUCAAUGUCCUUCUUGUACUGAGGGGCCUAAAAUGGAACACAGUAUUUGAGGUGCAGUGUUGUAGUUCUGUGAACUCAUGGAGAACUGUAAUUCUUCCUGCUUGCUCUCCAUGCUGCAUGUACUUGUGCAUGUGUCUUCAUUCUUCAUGCCUCCUUCUGCCACUUUUUUUUUUUUUUUUAUUGCUUUUGAGGUAUACUUUGUUCCUGUCACCCUGUACCCUUUGUUUUGGACCCCUGUCCUCUACUACUUACCUGUGGGUUGUGAUCUCCCUUCCUAUUAUUCCUACUCCAGAGUUUUCCUCAUGAGGUUGGCCAGCCUGCCGACAAUGAUUUUACAUUAGGCAGCUCCACAGGGCAUGUAAGCUAUUCCUGUGUGCUUUUUCUGGUAGUGAAACUUAACUAGGAGUAACUAACAGUAUGAGCAGGAUCACAGGUAACUUAUGCCCAUGCCCUGUCCUGUUGUAGGAAGCAGAGACCUUACAGAAUACUUGAGAUCUUUUGUUAUUGCUACACAUACCAUUUAGAUGUUUACUUCCACUCACACAAUUUCUUCUGCCCUUUGCAGCUGCACUGCAGGAGUGUUCAGCAGGACCUUUUAUAAGAGCUAGACUAUCAACCUUUGUAAACACUUGUUCAUAAUUUAUUAAAAAAGACUUGUUAAGAUGUAAAAAGCUUUGCCAUAUCUUUCUGUAAUAUAUAUCCCUACACUUUUUAUUUAACCUUAAAAGCCAUUAACUGACCCUCAAAAUAAUCUUUAACUCAAAGUGAUUUUUUAAUAUAUAUAUGUAAGUCACAGCUCCUAAGCCAAGUGUUCUUCUCCAUUGCACCUUCAAAAGGUUUAUCAGGAUGAUGCUGUCUACCUCUUAGUAACUUUUUAACAAGUUUCCACACAAAUAUUCUUUGUCAUGUGUGUUGUGAUAAGUGUAAACCUGUAGCUUGUUUUCCUGCUUGGACCAAGGCUUGCUUUCUGUUUAUUAAUAUGAGAAAUAAAGGUCAAAAAAAUGUUUGUUUGGA